AUGACUCCCGCAGCAGCACCUAGCAAGCAGGCUAUCCUCAGCCUUUACCACAACAUGCUCCGCUCGUCACAGUCAUUUAGCUCCUACAACUUCCGACAAUACUUUGUCAAGAAGACGAAGGACACCUUCAGACAAAUGCAGAAUGAGACAGACCCUGACAAAGUACGGGAUCUCUACGCUCAGGCUGUCAAAGAUUCGGCUGUCCUCCGACGGAGUGCAAUCGUGAACCAGCUGUACGGUGGCUGGAAACUGGCAGUCGAGGUCCAGAAGCCGCAUCCUGAAGAAAGCAUGCAACGAAGCGAUAACUAG
This is a messenger RNA of Coprinopsis cinerea okayama7#130, 309 nucleotides long. RefSeq lists its product as hypothetical. The record is from RefSeq and is a predicted model, not a curated record. The coding region runs from base 1 to 309 and encodes 102 amino acids. Gene Ontology annotation, biological process: iron-sulfur cluster assembly. The transcript has 2 exons. NCBI's taxonomy places the organism in Eukaryota, Fungi, Basidiomycota, Agaricomycetes, Agaricales, Psathyrellaceae. Gene Ontology annotation, cellular component: mitochondrion; L-cysteine desulfurase complex.